Molecule: messenger RNA, 336 nt
Organism: Ogataea parapolymorpha DL-1
Lineage: Eukaryota; Fungi; Ascomycota; Pichiomycetes; Pichiales; Pichiaceae
Product: Transcription initiation factor IIA small subunit
Exons: 2
Coding region: 1-336 (111 amino acids)
Biological process (GO): RNA polymerase II preinitiation complex assembly; transcription initiation at RNA polymerase II promoter
Cellular component (GO): transcription factor TFIIA complex
Molecular function (GO): TBP-class protein binding; RNA polymerase II general transcription initiation factor activity
Source: RefSeq, a predicted model, not a curated record
AUGAACGCACCUACAUAUUACGAGUUCUAUAGGAGGAGCACAAUUGGCACCUCACUCACAGAUGCUUUGGAUGCAUUGAUCGGAGAACAAAGAAUUCAGCCUCAGUUAGCAAUGAAAGUUUUAGCCAACUUCGAUAGAGUUACCUCAGAUAAUCUACGAGACUCUGUAAAGUCAAAACUUACUUUCAAGGGCCAUCUUCAUACAUAUCGCUUUUGUGAUGAUGUGUGGACCUUUGUGAUAAAAGAUGUGAAUAUCAAAUUCGACGAUAACGAGACGGUGAACGUCGACAAGUUCAAGAUAGUGGCCUGUAACAGCAAAAAGGCUGGAGAAGUCUAA